AUGUCCAACUCGCCUGGCGAAGCUCAUCUCAAGUACUUCAUCACUCGCUACGACGGUCAGCCUGUCCCACUGAUCCCAGCUGAUGAGCUGCCUGUCACCUUCGAAUCGGUCCCUCGCGUCCUCUCUCCAGCUCAGACCUACGGCAUGCACUAUGUUGGGGUUGCUGGCAGCGCCGGUCCUAUCUUCAAGCUCGUGACUGCUCCCUCUGGAAUGCAACGCUCCAUCAGCCAGCCAGGCGGCGACACUGGCCACUACCGCUUCCACAGUGCAGACAACACGAGACACUUCCAAGCUCCAGACUCUCUCGCGCGUCAGGCAUUCGCCAACACUGCCAUGGCUGCUUCCCUCCCUAAGCGUCCUGUCUCUGCAUCUCAAGCAGCAGUGUCCUGGCGCCGAUCUGAUCCCCUGAACGCACCCAAUUCCUCGGCCAGCGAGGCCACUCAGAACGCCAUCAACGCCAUUCUUCGCUCAGAGGCAGGAGCUGAGACUGCAGAGCGUAUCGGCUAUCAUCCACGAGACACUACACCACCACCCUCCGGCAUCAUGCCAGAUCAAGAGAAGAAGGUCUACUGCACCCACUGGAUCCUGCAUGGCUGGUGUGGCUUCGUUCAGCAAGGCUGUCGCUACAAGCACGAGAUGCCCGACAAGGCCAAGUUGGAUGAGAUCGGCAUCAAGCAUGUUCCGACUUGGUGGAAAGAGGAGAAUGCUACAUUCAAAAUGGGCGGCAAGGCUGCCACUGCGGGACCGAUUGUGAAGCCUGAGGACUGGCUGAAUGCGAGGAAGGGAAGCGAUGCGGAUAGUGAGAGGUCGUCUUCUUCUGAGGGCACUGAUGCUACUACUCUGACAAGCGAGAGUGAGGAGGCUGUGAAGGGCGUCAAGAAGGAUAAGAUGGAGGCUCCACCAGAGAAGGUCUCUGAGAAGAAGGCUGUCAACAUGCCGUCAAGCGCUGGAAGCUCUCCUGUCAUUCCACCAGCUCGCCCAUCGACACCCGCAGAAGAUGUCCGCAAGAUGUCGACUGGGAGCGACCUCAUCAAGUUCACUCCACUGCUUCCAACACCACCACCCACCAGCCUCACCACAACGACCGACCCAUCCAAGCGCAUCACUCCCGACGCCAUCACCAGCAAAGCCCGCGAGCUCUCCAACACCAAGUCAAGCAGCCCCGAAGCCCCAACCAAGACGAUGAAAGUCUUCGUCCCAGUCGGCGAGUCACCAGAAGUCCACAUCGCCGACGCCAAGAAGCGCGAGCGUGUCGCCCGCACCAAGACUGCUCGCAACCCGUCGCCAUCCAAGAACGACAAGUCCGGCGAGGUCAAGUCUUUCGACAAGCAGGCCAAGGAGAUGCAGAAGAGCAAGAGUGAGGGUCUGACUUCGUCGCGUUGGGCUUCCCGUUCGACUGCGGCUGGUGCUGCUACUGAGGAGCAGGGCAAGCGCACCAAAUACGGCUGUCGUAUUCGACGCCCUGCUUCUUCGUCCCCUGCUUCCAAGAAUAAGGCUGCUGAGGCCAAGGGUAUCGAAGCUGCUGAGAAGAAGUAA
Molecule: messenger RNA, 1536 nt
Organism: Zasmidium cellare ATCC 36951
Lineage: Eukaryota; Fungi; Ascomycota; Dothideomycetes; Mycosphaerellales; Mycosphaerellaceae
Exons: 2
Coding region: 1-1536 (511 amino acids)
Molecular function (GO): metal ion binding
Source: RefSeq, a predicted model, not a curated record